AUGAUUUUUGCAAAAGAAGUUAUAGUGCCAACGAAUUCUAAUGCAACCGUGAAUUCCUCAGAGAGGCAUCGUAAGCUAAAAGAAAUCUUUCCUGGAGCAAUAGGUGCGUUAGAUGGAACUCUUGUACAUGCAGUCGUGCCUGCUGAUCAACAAACUCGCUAUAGGGGAAGAGAAAAAGGUGAAUGCUUUCAAAAUGUUUUAGGAAUUUGUGAUUUUGAUAUGAUAUUCACAUUCGUAUGGGCCGGUUGGGAGGGUAUAACACAUGAUUCGCGAAUUCUGAAAGAAGUAGCAUGUAACCCGACUUCAGGCUUUCCGUUCCCUCCUCCAGAUAAAUAUUACCUUUGCGAUGCUGCAUACACCAACACUCGUGGAUUUAUGACUCCUUACCGCAACACGAGGUAUUGGUUAGCCGAUUAUCGACGGCGACGUGCAUUAACUAAGGAGGAAAAAUUCAAUCACGCACAUGCGCAACUCAGAAAUGUUAUUGAACGUGCUUACGGUGUUUUGAAGGCGAGAUUCUCAAUCCUAAAACGAAUGACUCCUUUUCCUUUUUCAGUGCAACGAGAUAUAGUCAUUGCUUGUUUUGCGGUCCACAAUUUCAUAAGGAAAUGCGAUAUUCAUGAUGAGUUAUUUAUGAUGUUCGAGGAGAACAAUGCUCAAGCACAAGGGGGAGAGAAUGAUGGCGAAAGCGUACACGAUAUGGAAUGGGGUUCACAAGGAAAUGAAUACAUGAAUAAUUUGCGUGACCAGAUUGCGAAUCAAUUGGGGUGA
This is a messenger RNA of Lactuca sativa (garden lettuce), 771 nucleotides long. The record is from RefSeq and is a predicted model, not a curated record. NCBI's taxonomy places the organism in Eukaryota, Viridiplantae, Streptophyta, Magnoliopsida, Asterales, Asteraceae.